AUGGCUUCUUCCGCGACCUGCAUUUUCUGCAAGAUUGUCAAGGGUGAAAUCCCCUGCUUCAAGCUCGUCGAGACUGAGAAGACUCUCGCCUUUCUCGACAUCCAACCUCUUUCCCGUGGUCAUGCCCUCGUAAUCCCCAAACACCACGGCGAGAAACUCUCCGACAUCCCCGACGACUCCCUCGCCGAGCUUCUCCCCAUCGCCAAGAAGCUCGCCAUCGCCUCGGGCGCCGUGGACUACAACAUCCUGCAGAACAACGGCAAGCUGGCGCACCAGGAGGUCGGGCACGUGCACGUGCACAUGAUUCCCAAGCCGAACGAGAAGGAAGGGCUGGGUGUGGGUUGGCCGCAGCAGGCGACGGACUUUGAGGGGUUGAAGAAGUUGCAUGCGGAGAUUAAGGAGAAGUUGUAG
This is a messenger RNA of Neurospora tetraspora, 411 nucleotides long. Its product is annotated as hit family protein 1. Gene Ontology annotation, biological process: nucleotide metabolic process. The record is from RefSeq and is a predicted model, not a curated record. The transcript has 3 exons. Bases 1 to 411 code for a protein of 136 amino acids. Gene Ontology annotation, molecular function: catalytic activity. NCBI's taxonomy places the organism in Eukaryota, Fungi, Ascomycota, Sordariomycetes, Sordariales, Sordariaceae.